AUGUGUAGGUGUACGUAUGGGACUAAGAGCUGCUGCUGUGAACACAUAAAUGAGUAUGCAUAUAUUUACGCUGAGAGCGAGAGAGAAAGAUGCAAAUGCAUAUACAAGAUGACGUGGCACGUUAUGUUAUGUUAUGUCUUUUUUUUUCUUUUUCCGUUUUGUGUAUAUGCACGCAUGUGUGCUUAUGUGUACUUGCAUGUAUAUAUGAGUGCAUGUGCUGUCAUUAUUACUAUUACUAUUACUUAUUGCUAUUAUAUUGCUAUUAUUAUUAUUAUUUUCCUCUUUGGUUUGUUGUUCCGCUUGAAGCAUGAUGCAUCGGACCUUCAAAAGUAUGUGUGUGUGUGUGUGUGUGUAUGUGUAUGUAUUAGUGUUUAUGUUUGUGUUUGUGUGUACAUCUUCUCGCAUGCUCGUAAGGUUUCACUUCAUUUUUACUUUCUUCAUAAUUUUUUUUUCUUACUCCUUACUGUCGGGCGCUUACGCACCUUUUUGUGUUGUUUUUUCCCACUUUUUUUGUUUUUUUUGUUUUUAAUAAUAGUAAUAAUAAAUAAAUUUCGUUGUUUAUCUCGUAACAACCUUUACCUUUUGUUUUGUGUUGUUAUUUUCCUUCCUCCCCUUCCUUCCCUUCCCUUCCCUCCCUUCUUUUUUUUCUUUUUCCAUAUUUACCUCCAUCGCUCAUAUUCACCGUUGGUUCUUCUCUGCGGGCGUCGAUUUAACUGCACUUUUGUGUGCCCCACAUUUUUUUCUUUUGCCACCAUUUGUACCGGUGGAAGUUUUGUUCCUCUGCUUUUACUUUUGGUUUUAAUUUGUUCUGUUUGUGUGUAUCUGUGUGUCUCUUUUUUCUUUUUUUUUUUUUGCUAA
Molecule: messenger RNA, 858 nt
Organism: Trypanosoma brucei brucei TREU927
Lineage: Eukaryota; Euglenozoa; Kinetoplastea; Trypanosomatida; Trypanosomatidae
Exons: 1
Coding region: 1-858 (285 amino acids)
Source: RefSeq, a predicted model, not a curated record